AUGGACAAGAUAACGGACAAGAUCGCCGCCCUGCCGGCAGAUGCCAACUACUUCUCCCUCGAGUUCUUCCCGCCCAAGACCGUCAUGGGUUUCUCCAACCUCCGCGACCGUCUGGACAGAAUGGAAAGGGCUCUGCGCCCUCUCUUCGUCAACGUGACCUGGGGCGCCGGCGGUUCAACCUCACAAAAGUCCCUUGAGUUGGCCGAGAUCUGCCAGCGCGAGCUGGGUCUCACGACCUGCCUUCACCUGACGUGCACCAACAUGAGCCGCAAGCUCAUCGAUAAGGCCCUCGAAGACGCAAAGGCACUCGGUAUCCGCAACAUUCUCGCCCUGCGAGGUGAUCCCCCACGCAAGAGUGAGUACCGCACCGCCGAGGACUCCGAUGUCGAGGACAUGGACGACUUCGUCUGGGCCAUCGACCUGGUCAAGUACAUCAGGAAGAAGUACGGCGAUUACUUCUGCAUAGGAGUUGCCGCCUACCCCGAGGGCCACGCCGAUGAGAGCCACCCCCUCGGCCAGAGCUUCGAGCACGACCUGCCCUACCUUGUCGACAAGGUCCAGGCCGGCGCCGACUUCAUCAUGACCCAGCUCUUCUUCGACAUUAAGGCUUACGACAACUUUGAAAAGGUGCUUCGCGAGCACCCCAGCGGCGCCUUCAAGACCAUUCCCCUCCUGCCCGGACUCAUGCCCAUCCAGAGCUACCAGAUGAUCAAGCGCACCACCAAGCUCAGCCACGCCAAGGUCCCAGACGCUCUCAUGGCCCGCCUCGACGCGGCCAAGGGCGACGACGAAAAGGUGAAGCGCGUCGGCGUCGACAUUCUCAGCGAGCUCGUCGAGCAAGUCAAGGAGGUCAAGAGCAGGACGCCCGGCCCCAAGGGCUUCCACUUCUACACCCUCAACCUCGAAAAGGCCGUCUCCUUCAUCCUCGAGAGGACGGGCCUCAUCCCGGAGCACGCAGACGACGACAACGAGUCCGCCAUCAUCGACGACGCCGUCGGCGGCGCCACCGUCAUGCCCACCGUCCAGCUCAACGGCCUCAACCCCAUGUCCGCCGUCCCCCGCGCCCUCUCCAACUCCAACCGCCGCGCCUCCUCCAUCGGCUCCGACCCCCACAACCGCGUCAUCGUCUCCUCGGCCUCAAAUCCCGCCUACGAGACUACCGCCGCCUCCCUCUCCGCGGAGCCCGUAAACACCCGCGCCAACACCCUCGCCAUCUCAGAAGGCGAGGGCGUCCUCGGCCGCGAGGCCACCUGGGACGACUUCCCCAACGGCCGCUGGGGUGACGCCCGCUCCCCGGCCUACGGCGAGAUCGACGGCUACGGCGUCAGCCUGCACAUGUCCGUGACCCAGGCCGUCGGCCUCUGGGGCACGCCCAAGACCGUCCAGGACAUCAACAACCUCUUCAUCCGCCACAUCAAGGGCCAGCUCAGCGCCAUCCCCUGGAGCGAGGAGGAGCUCCUCCCGGAGUCCAACAUCAUCCAGCAGGAGCUGCUCGAGCUCAACUCCCGCGGCUGGUGGACCGUCGCCUCCCAGCCCGCCGUCAACGGCAUCCCCUCGCGCGACCCGACCUUCGGCUGGGGCCCGCAGCACGGCUUCGUCUUCCAAAAGUCCUUUGUCGAGUUCUUCCUCCCCUCGGCCGACUGGGCCGGCCUCGUCGCGCGCCUCAACGAGGUCAAGGACAAGUCCAUCUGCUUCUACGCCGCCAACGCCGCCGGCGACUUCGUCUCGUCCGAUUCGAGCGGCGGCCUCGUCCUCGAGGGCACCGAGACGAGCACCAACGCCGUUACGUGGGGCGUCUUCCCCGGCAAGGAGAUCAUCACGCCCACCAUCAUCGAGGAGGUCAGCUUCCGCGCGUGGGCCGAGGAGGCGUUCAAGAUCUGGGGCGAGUGGGCAAAGGUCUACGGCAAGGGCAGCGAGAGCGAGGCCCUUUUGGAGAGAAUACGCUCCGAGUACUGGCUGGUCAAUAUCAUUCACCACGACUUUGUCGAGAGGGACGCACUGUGGAAGCUGCUCAGCGGUGAGAAGGAGACUUGA
Messenger RNA from Colletotrichum siamense, 2034 nucleotides. RefSeq names its product Methylenetetrahydrofolate reductase 2 (gene met11). Gene Ontology annotation, biological process: tetrahydrofolate interconversion. Gene Ontology annotation, cellular component: cytosol. Lineage: Eukaryota; Fungi; Ascomycota; Sordariomycetes; Glomerellales; Glomerellaceae. The record is from RefSeq and is a predicted model, not a curated record. The transcript has a single exon. The coding region runs from base 1 to 2034 and encodes 677 amino acids. Gene Ontology annotation, molecular function: FAD binding; methylenetetrahydrofolate reductase [NAD(P)H] activity.